AUGGCAGAUACAAAUGAAGAUUCAUCAAUCGAUUCUGCCGGUGCUGCAGAUGAUACAUUGGAACGUCUACGUAAUAUUACAAAAAUGUUUGCUAAACCAACUGAUGAAGAUGAACGACAAAAUUUACAAAAAGUUGAACGAGUAGCACCAAGUGACAAAAUGAAAAAUACAUUUCAAAAAUUUGAAGACAUCGCUUCAUCAAAUGGUCAAAACGAAGAAGAAGAAGAUGAAAAUGAAACAGCGGAAUCUGAUGGUAUUGUUCGAUCAUCACGAAAAAAGAAAACACCGAGAGAACAUGUUCCUUACCAUGAAAUGGCAGAAGUUAAAGAUAAAUUUGAAAAAGGUGUAGUUGAUGAGAAACCACGUGCAGAAAAACGUUUAGAUGUUCGUGUACAAAGUGGUUUAGCUUCAUCAAAAAAGCAAGCAUUUGAACAUGGUGAAUAUGAACAAGAAGUUGAAUCACAUAUAAGCAAAGUACAAAUUGAUGCUGAUCUUGUUGCUGGCUUAGCAUCAUCGAAAAAACAAGCAUUUGAACAACAUGUAACUGACAAUGAAACAAAUCAAACAAAAACAGUUCAUAUUGAUCAUGAUGUAUUAGCUGGUGCAGCAGCAGAUAAAAAAGCUAAAUUUGAAAAAGGUGAAUAUGAUCAUGAUUAUCAUGACUUAGGUUCAAAUCGUGUACAAGCUGAUGCUGAUCUUCUUGUUGGUGCAACUACAGACAAGAAGGCUAAAUUUGAAAGUGGUCAUAUGAAUGAUUCUACAACAACAUCAACACGUCGUGAUGAAGCAUUAAAUUCGGUUGAAUCAGGUAAUGCGCAAGCUAGACGUUCAGAAUUAUUAUCAAAAAUUGAUGCUGAACAACAAACACAACGCUCAGGUGAUCGUCAUAUUGAUAUUGAUACUGAACAUGGAUUAGCAACAGCACGACGUGAACAAUUAGCAUCAUUAGCUAAUACAGAAUAUAAAUCAUCAGAAAAACAUUACGAUGUUACAAGUGGUUUAGCAAGUACAAUUAAAGAACAGUAUAUGGCUGAUACAACUAAAAUAUCAACAACAAAAACAGCUCAACCUGUUACUGUUGAAAGUGGUUUAGCUAAAAGUCGUGCUACAGCAUUUGAAAAUCCCGAUGAAGCUACUAUUAAACGAACAGUUGAAAUUGAUAAUGAACUUCUUGAACGUGGUGUAGCUAAAGAACGUGUUGCUAUGUUUAAAAAUUUACAAAGUGGUACACAACCAACAGCAAGUGCUGGUGAUUCAAAAAUACGUGUUGAUGUAAGUUGAUUUCGUUUUUUUU
Adineta steineri is the source of this 1294-nucleotide messenger RNA. Lineage: Eukaryota; Metazoa; Rotifera; Eurotatoria; Adinetida; Adinetidae. The record is from the annotation of a GenBank genome assembly.